UUGUAGCUGCAGGAGGAAGCAUAAAGUGCAGGCGUCUGGAAGAAAUUAGAUGCAGAAAAGGCAGUAGGCUACAAGUACUGUUGUUCGGCAGUUUAUCAUUUUAACCUGUACGCUUGAAAAACUUGAAUUAAUGACAAAUUUUCUCACCAACACUGACUACUGUUGGAUGUCAUUUUUUAUCCACUUUUUCAAUUUUAUUGUUGACACUGCCAAUGUUGACUGACAUAAUGAUUUCAAUCAUUAGUAAAUAUCUAAAAUGCGGACAUUUUACAACUACUUCAUUGAAAAAAAGGAGUUAAAGAGACUUGAAUGUACUCAAGAGUUAAAAAGAGAUAUUGGAAAUUGCACAAACCUAUUUUUCUGAUGAGGACCGUUUUAAGAGGCUUCAUGAGACUUACUGCAAAAGUGUACCUUGAAACGUUGAAGAGAAGUUUUCUCCAAGUGGAGCGCUGCAAGCGACGCAGAAGCUAACUGCAUCCAUCAUAGAGACGGGACGUCAGGACUCGACAGCUGCUUUAAGAUGAGAUGUGACAAAGUCCUCACGUACCUGAGGGUAUUUGGAACCACGAUGUUCGGGAUCUCUCUGCUGGUGGGCAUCUCAACGGCUUACAUCAUGGGCUACCAGUUCUUCACCACAGCGCACAACCACGUCUCCUUCGGCCUGUACGGCGCUAUCCUGGUCGUGCACCUCUUCAUCCAGAGCCUGUUUGCUCUGCUCGAGCACCGCAACAUGCGACGCUCGUUGGAAACGCCCAUCAAGCUCACCAAGUCCCUGGCGCUAUGCAUCGCCGCCUACCAGGAAGACCCCAACUACCUGAGGAAGUGUCUGAUCUCGGUCAAGAGGCUCACCUACCCGGGCAUCAAGGUCAUCAUGGUGAUCGAUGGUAACAAUGACGACGAUAGCUACAUGAUGGACAUCUUCCGCGACAUCAUGGGGAGGGACAAGGCGGCCACAUACGUCUGGAGGAGCAACUAUCACCACCGCGGGCCGGAGGAGGGAGAGGAGGCCUACGCCGAGAGCCUGCAGCAGGUCUCUCGCUUGGUGCUCGCCAACAAAUGUGUCUGCAUCAUGCAGAAGUGGGGAGGAAAGAGGGAGGUCAUGUACACGGCCUUCAAAGCCCUGGGGAGGAGCGUCGACUAUGUGCAGGUUUGUGACUCGGACACCAUGCUGGACCCCGCAUCCUCUGUUGAGAUGGUGAAGGUUCUGGAAGAGGACCCCAUGGUUGGGGGCGUGGGAGGAGACGUACAGAUCCUGAACAAGUAUGAGUCGUGGAUCUCCUUCCUGAGCAGUGUGAGAUAUUGGAUGGCCUUCAACAUCGAGCGGGCCUGCCAGUCCUACUUCGGCUGUGUCCAGUGCAUCAGCGGGCCCCUGGGGAUGUACAGGAACUCCCUCCUCCACGAGUUCAUGGAGGACUGGUACAACCAGACCUUUAUGGGCAGUCACUGCAGCUUUGGCGAUGAUCGCCAUCUCACCAACCGUGUCCUCAGCCUGGGCUAUGCCACUAAGUACACGGCCCGCUCCAAGUGCCUCACGGAGACCCCAAUCACCUACCUGCGCUGGCUGAACCAGCAGACGCGCUGGAGCAAGUCUUACUUCAGAGAGUGGCUGUAUAACGCCAUGUGGUUCCACAAGCACCACCUGUGGAUGACCUAUGAGGCCGUCAUCACCGGCUUCUUCCCCUUUUUCCUCAUUGCCACGGCGAUCCAGCUGUUCUACCAGGGAAGGCUGUGGAACAUCCUUCUCUUCCUGCUCAUCGUACAGGCCGUGGCACUCAUCAAAUCGUCCUUCGCCAGCUGUCUCCGGGGCAACAUAGUUAUGGUGUUCAUGUCCUUCUACUCAGUGUUAUACAUGUCCAGCCUGCUUCCAGCCAAAAUGUUCGCCAUAGCAACCAUAAACAAGGCCGGGUGGGGGACUUCGGGGAGGAAGACAAUUGUGGUGAACUUUAUCGGGCUUGUGCCCAUAUCUGUCUGGUUUACCAUUCUCUUUUUUGGCCUUAUCUAUACAGUCAUCCAAGACACCAAAAAACCCUUCCCAGAGUUCGAGAAAAUAGUCUUAAUCAUAGGUGCAAUAGUGUAUGCCAGCUACUGGGUCAUGCUCUUGACGUUGUACAUAGUGCUGAUCAACAAGUGCGGUAAGAGGAAGAAAGAACAGCAGUACGACAUGGUGAUCGACGUAUGACGUGAGCAACAGGACAUUCUCGACUGACACUAAUCCCUCUCAACGUUUACAAAGUGAAGAAUCUCAGACCGCUCGUUGGCGGAGUCUCGGCGGGUGGCGUGAAGUCACUCGGCCAAGGGAGAGGUAUCUGCUGCUGUGUCUGGAACUAGAGUCCUAGAAAUGACACUGACACUCCACCUAAUGACACUAAGUGACAUCAUGGUUUCUAGACAUGGGGUGGACAUUAGUUUAAUACUUCCUAUGCACUUUUGUGUCUCACUCCCGAUGUGCAGCAGAAUGCUUGACAGAGUCAUUUGACAAGACAAAAUACCUCAGUGGUUGUGUUUGCAUUGUAUGAAUGGUAUACUAGGAUGAAGAUGCAGUCAAAGAAGAUGCACUCUCAUCUUAAAUAAUUUAUAAUUAUUUUGUUCUUUUUAUAUACACCGUUCUUAAUAAAAGUCAACGCUGGAUUUUGUCGCCUUCUGGCCUUGCUGUAGCAGUUGACUUUAUUAAUAACAUAUUGUAUUGUGUAAUGCAUUUUUAUAUAGACAUUUUUAUUAUAUUUUUGUUUAGCCACCAAAGAGUCUCUAUUUUCAUUCAUUUUUAUAUAAAAUGGAAAGGCAAUGUGCAUUUGACUGUUAUGAUAAUGACUUGUGUAUCUGACCAAAAAUGUGAAAUGAAGAGCUGGGUUUUUUGUCUGCAAUGGUAACAAAAAAUGCAAUUCUAGGGAUAAGUGAGGGAUAAGGGGACAAACCUGUGUUUAAAUGUACUUGGAUAGAAAACCAGCAUAUUUAUGAAAACAUUCUGUGGUUUAUAGAUGUAUGUGCUCAGAAUAUUAUAUCUAGACAUUUCUUUUACCUUAAGCCUUACUGCAUGAGCUCCUGAAGGAAGUUAGUACCUUUUUAAUGACCUGCUGCCUUUGAGGAGUCUUACUCAAGCAAAUUAGAUUCUAAUCAAAAAGAGACCUUUGCACAAACAUUUUAUGAAGCAAGUAUGCAAUACCCCUUUUUGUUCCUGUCCUAAAAAAAACAUGCAGAAAUGUCAAAGGAAUAACUAUCUGAACAUCUAGAGUUUACAAACAAAUUAGAACCAAGAUAUAUGGCUGAGGAUGAGACCAAGUAUUGAAGAUUGACUUUGUAUUAUGCCAAACAAUCAUGGGCAGUGUUAUAAUUAAGCACUUUUGUGUUUUGUGCCAAAUAAAACAAAAUGUUU
Molecule: messenger RNA, 3370 nt
Organism: Osmerus eperlanus (European smelt)
Lineage: Eukaryota; Metazoa; Chordata; Actinopteri; Osmeriformes; Osmeridae
Gene: has2
Product: hyaluronan synthase 2
Exons: 4
Coding region: 521-2179 (552 amino acids)
Biological process (GO): extracellular matrix assembly; hyaluronan biosynthetic process
Cellular component (GO): plasma membrane
Molecular function (GO): hyaluronan synthase activity
Source: RefSeq, a predicted model, not a curated record